CAAUAAAUGAACAAUUAAACUACAACAAUCUGUUCAUCAAGGCAUUGCAAAAUGGGAAGCAAUGGAAAGCAUACAGGAGCAGAAAGGUAUGCAGUGGUUACGGGAGCAAACAAGGGGAUUGGGCUUGAAACUGUGCGGCAACUUGCUUCUCAAGGCAUUACGGUUGUGUUGACGGCUAGAAAUGUGAAGAAGGGGAUGGAGGCCACAUCCAAGCUCCACCACUCCGGUUUGCCAAAUGUUAUUUUUCAUCAGCUUGAUGUUUUGGACCCCGUCAGCAUCCACCACUUGGCCAACUUCACUCGGGACAAGUUUGGCAGGCUCGAUAUCUUGGUUAAUAAUGCUGGAGAUAGUGGACUUGUAGUUGAUGUGGUUGAUGCGGAAGGCCUAAGGGCCUUAAACAUAGAUCCCACAUCCUGGCUCUCAGGUGAGGCUCUCGGUUUGGUUCAAGGAGUGAUUAAACAAACUUAUGACAAGGCAGAAGAAUGCUUGAAUACUAAUUACUUUGGUGUGAAAAGAGUCACAGAGGCUCUCCUCCCACUAUUGCAGCUUUCCCCAGCAGGAGCAAGGAUUGUGAAUGUGUCUUCUCUCAGAAGUGAGCUCAAGAGGAUUCCCGGUGAGCAUAUAAGAAAAGAACUAAGCGACAUAGAGACUCUAACCGAAGAGAAAGUGGAUGCGGUUGUAAGAAGAUUUCUGCAUGACUUAAAAGAAAAUGCUCUUGAAAUCAAUGGAUGGACUUUGAUGCUGCCUGCUUAUAGCAUCUCCAAGCAGACCCUCAAUGCCUACACUAGAGUUCUUGCCAAGAAGUAUCCUAACAUGUGUAUCAACUGUGUUCAUCCUGGCUUUGUCAAGACAGAUAUGAAUUGGAACACAGGAAUAAUGAAUUUAGAAGAGGGGGCUAGAGGCCCUGUCAUGCUAUCUCUUUUACCUCAUGAAGGCCCUACAGGAUGCUACUUCGAUCGUACUGCAGUGGCCGAGUUUUGAUUUCGCCGUUUUCCGCUUGCAGCAUAUGCUGAGUAAUGCUAUAUGUAGGACUUUUAUUUCUUUUUUAUCUCUAAAUGUAACUUAACUUUUAAAAUCAUUAUCUGAUGAUAAUUUUAAAUGUCAUAUCUUUAGAGAUAAAUGUUUUACAUAUAACAUUACUUAUAAACUAAAACUUUAUGUUUCAUAAGUUUUGAGAUUUUGGACAACAAUA
Messenger RNA from Corylus avellana, 1192 nucleotides. RefSeq names its product short-chain dehydrogenase/reductase 1. Gene Ontology annotation, cellular component: membrane. NCBI's taxonomy places the organism in Eukaryota, Viridiplantae, Streptophyta, Magnoliopsida, Fagales, Betulaceae. The record is from RefSeq and is a predicted model, not a curated record.